UAGUAACGUUAAUUUCGAUACUAGUGCAGUUUAUAGAUUAAAUGGUACAACAGCUUGCCAUAAGUAUCUAAAAAAUAAGUACUAGUAACAUUUAAUUAGAUACUAGAGCGGUUUAUAGAUUUAAAACGGCUUGCCAUAGAUGACGCAGUCACAAUACAAGAUUUCAGUGAACUUUUUAGAAAGAAAGAAACCUGGAAAUUAUUAAAAAGUCCAAGGAAUGAGGAGAAAUCCCACUCCGCAAUAAUAUUCAAACUAUGUGGUACCCCAGGGUUUACUUUAGCGGACCUGAGCCACGUGAUGGGUUUGCUAUGACAAAGUGCUUCCCCUUCGAAAUAAGGAAAAGCUUCUGGAUAGACCACUCGUCCAUAACUAUUUUCCGUGUUCAUUUUGUAUUCUCAGAGGUCUUAAAAUGUGGUAUCCUUUCGUUGUGCUUCUUGUUCUCUCGUCUACAAUUGAUGUAUCAAACCAGGAUGUGAUUGAUAACAUACUAAUAAGUUUAUCCAAGGGAAUUACAUACUUUGACAUGCAGGGCAGAAACAUCAACCUGGAUGGUGUUGUUGGAUACCUAAUACUUCAAGCGCAGCUGCAGGAGGCAACGCGCACUUGGCCGAAUUCAGAUUUCCCGAGUCUCUCUCAGCGCGCAGCUGCUGUUUCUAUGUUGAAGAGACUGAACAAGAGCCUUUCUACUGCUGUCAUCGCUCUUCAGGAGUCAGACCCCAAAUACUUCAAAGAGUUUGAGCCCAUUUUGGAUAGUUCCUUUUGGUCCCUGCCUACAGAAUGGAGCUCCACCGAUCCCUCACUUGUUUAUACCUCAGUGAGGUCUAUGGAGUGCUAUGAUGAGCAGUUGAGUGACAAGUGCAUAACUCUCCUUCUAGGAACAUGGAAAGACAAUGGAACCCCAUGUAUUGUGACGAAGUCUUGUAGAGACACAAUGACACAGUUUGGAUGUCCACACUAUUCUUUGUCCCACCAGCUACUGUACUUCAUGAUAGGAACAAUGAAAGGGUGCUCCAAAAUGCUCAAAGGGGACCUGAGAUUGUCUCGUGUCAACAUAACUGUGGAACAUUAUAAGAGAAUCUUCUGCUCCAACAUGAUGAAAAGCAACCAGGAUAUUUUCAAAAAUGCGAUUACUGGCCAAAUGCAGGACAUCUUUAUAGAAAACAUCCUUUUAUGUGGUUUAGUGGGAUUCUCAGACUUCUAUAACUUGGACUGGUUACAGUCUAUUCUAACAUGGCAAGACCAAGAAGCAGGCUGUUUUGGCAAAGAAGAGGAUAUCUCCCAGAUCUUUGAAGAAUUCUUGGAUGCACCCCACAAACGGGUGAAAAGAAGAGAAAAAACACUGACAGAUGGCUGCUCAAGUCAUAUGACAGGAGUUGCAGUGAGUGCAUUAGGAGGUUUUCUCAACUAUUACCUUUCAGAGCAGGACAUAACGAAGAGACCCAUAAUUUAAGGGACAUGCUUUAUGAGCUAAUGGUUACAGACCCCAGUUUCCUUCUUUAUCAGAUUUUAUAGAUACAUUUGGGAUUUAUAAGUUUUCUGUGAAUGUGUAGUAGAUUUAAUGCUAUGUAGGUAAAACAACAUAAUUCAAAGAAAGGCAGAGAAAGGUGAAUUAUCUUGGAAAACCAAGAAAAUUUAUACUUUUUUAUCAUAUACAUUUCUUAUUCAGAAGAAAAAUAACCAAACUAUACAAUUUUAAUGAUAAUGAACUGUGCAUAAAGUGUUAAAUAUAGGCAUAUUCUAUUAUUUUACUGCAAACAGAGGUUGGUUUAAAUAAAUAAAAUGUUGUUGGUGAAUAUUU
Carassius gibelio (silver crucian carp) is the source of this 1798-nucleotide messenger RNA. It is a transcript of the gene ca3h16orf89, whose product is annotated as chromosome A3 C16orf89 homolog. The transcript has 8 exons. Gene Ontology annotation, cellular component: cytosol; membrane. Lineage: Eukaryota; Metazoa; Chordata; Actinopteri; Cypriniformes; Cyprinidae. Bases 410 to 1450 code for a protein of 346 amino acids. The record is from RefSeq and is a predicted model, not a curated record.